Molecule: messenger RNA, 3706 nt
Organism: Dioscorea cayenensis subsp. rotundata (Guinea yam)
Lineage: Eukaryota; Viridiplantae; Streptophyta; Magnoliopsida; Dioscoreales; Dioscoreaceae
Product: pumilio homolog 5
Exons: 10
Coding region: 232-3282 (1016 amino acids)
Biological process (GO): post-transcriptional regulation of gene expression
Cellular component (GO): cytoplasm
Molecular function (GO): mRNA binding
Source: RefSeq, a predicted model, not a curated record
UUUUAGAAGCCAAUUUGGGGGUUUCCCAGCAGAGAAAGACAAAGAGGGCGAAGGAGGGGAAAGCUUCGUGAUUUCUCUCUCUUCUGUGCAAUUGGGAAGCGAAGAGGUUUUUUGUGGACUUUUGGAGGUGGAUUUGGGGGGAGCUAGGGUUUCUUUGGGAGUCGUAGAGAAAAUUGUAUGAGUAGCUGAUGUUGCCCGAGAUCACUGACUGAAUAAUAUUUUUGAGACUAAAUGGCAACAGAGAGCCCCGUGAGGUUAAUAGGAAGCAGUGGAAGUACUAACUGGCCCAUGAACAAGGAUUCUUCAAAUUUUCCUACAUCUACAAGUAAUAUGGCAGCCCAGGAGCUGGGGUUACUUUUAAACGGGGACAGGUUCCAAGGUGGCAAGAAAUUUAGUGUUCCAAGUCGUAGUGGAAGUGCACCACCUAGUGUGGAUGGGUCUUUAGCAUCGCUGAGAAAUCUAAUCAGCCAACAGAGUGCUGGUUCUGAUCAGAGCUUGGAAAACUUGAGCAAUGUAGUUGAAAGCUUCGAGUCUGAAGAACAACUCAUUGCUGAUCCAGCUUACCUUGCAUACUACAGUUCGAAUGUGAAUCUUAAUCCAAGGCUUCCUCCUCCUCUUAUUUCACCAGAAACUCGACGGUUGGUUCACCACAUUGGUGGAUAUGGGGAAAAUUGGAGAACACUCUCCUUUGACGACAACAACAAGGGGCCAUUGUUUGUCUCACGCCCAGCUCUCUCUACCCAUAAGGAGGAACCUGAGGAUGAUAGCUCACCUAAGCAAGAACCUAGUGAUCGCACAGACAGGAAUUCAGGAUUUGCAUCAGCACGGUUCGCAUCUCCAUCAAAAGGUCGUCACAAAAGUCUGGUGGAUCUGAUUCAGGAAGAUUUUCCUCGAACUCCAUCGCCUGUUUAUCAUAACCAGUCUCGACCUACAAACCAUGGUCCUGCAGAAGGUGCUGAUUCAGAUACCACUUCCAACUCUUUACAUGAUUCUUCUAUUAAAAUGGCUAAGAUAGCAGAACGGAAAAUUGCCUUUGGUAGUCAUGCAAGAACAGCUAUUCCAGGUUCGCUCUCAGUUGAUUCCAUUUCUAAUACUGAUAAUUCUGCAGCAUCAAUAGCAGGUGUAUCAUCUGGUCAUAGUGGUGCAAGUCCGCCCUCUUCCUUAAAGGGUGAAUUGAAGAGUGGAAAUGUAAAUCUUGACAAUGGUGGUCUAGUAGUAAGUGUCCCUGAGCCUGAUAUUGGGAGCCUCGAGUCGGACAUGAAAAAUUUAAGGAUGUCAAAUGAUGGGCAUAGAGGUCAUAACACCCGGCAACAUCCUCAGCAAAAUGUCUCACAUCCUCGAGCCCCUCCAUCUCAAGGGCAGGUUGGUCAAUCUCAGAUGGCAGGAACGCGCCGUUCCCAGAAUCUUGUUGAUCCCAUCCUUCAUGGCCAGACAAAGUUAGCUUCAGUUGAAGCACAACCUGUGAUUCAGUCUACUGGCCUUACUCCUCCCUUGUAUGCAACUGCUGCUGCUUAUGGAGGACCAUACUACUCUAACCUGCAGCCAUCUAGCUUGUUCCCUCCUCAGUACAACGUCGGUGGAUAUGCUUUAACUGCCCCCAUCAUGCAACCAUUCAUAACUGGCUAUACUCAUAAUGCUAUUCCCUUACCUGUAGAUAAUCCUUCUAGCCCAAACUUCAGCCCUAGAAUUUCUGGAGUUGCCACUGGUGGGAACCUUCCUCCUGGGGUUGAUCUGCAGCAAUUUUACAAGUUCUAUGGGCAACUUGGGAUGGCGAUGCAGCCUUCUUUCCCUGAUCCUGUGUAUAUGUCUUACUUUCAGCCUUCACCUGUGGAAGCAUAUUCUGGUGCAAAUCAAUAUGAUGCUAUAGCCUCAAGGGGAACUCCUGUUGGAGGCAUGCCUGAUACUUACGAUCCACAGAAAGGGCUGAUGCCCGCUUCAUAUUCAUCUGAUCAGAGACCUCAACUCAUUAGAACAGGUGCCAAUAAUCCAAAUCCUAGAAAAGGGGGUCCUGGAAGUCCAACUAUCUAUGGAAGCCCUCCAAACAUGGGUGUAUUCAUGCAAUAUCCAACAUCUCCUCUUGCCAGUCCGGUCUAUCAGGGAUCACCAGUUCAUGGGGCUGGCUUUUCAGGAAGAAGAAAUGAGACCAUGAGGUUGCCUUUCAGUCCAGGAAGAAAUGCUGCUAAUUCUGCUGGUUGGCCUGGACAAAGGGGACGUGAGCGGGUAGAGGAUAUAAAAUCACCCACUUUCCUUGAAGAGUUGAAGUCUAGUAAAGGCCGUAGAUUUGAGUUAUCUGAAAUUGCUGGACGGAUUGUUGAGUUCAGUUCUGACCAACAUGGGAGUAGAUUUAUUCAGCAGAAGUUAGAGACCUGCAGUGCUGAAGAGAAGGCGUCUGUAUUUGAAGAAGUUCUUCCCCAUGCCUCUACAUUAAUGACUGAUGUAUUUGGGAAUUACGUUAUACAGAAGUUUUUUGAGCAUGGAAGCCCCGAGCAGAGGAAGCAACUCGCGAAUCAACUUGCAGGCCAUGUCUUGCCACUAAGUCUUCAGAUGUAUGGGUGCCGUGUGAUUCAGAAGGCACUCGAGGUUAUUGAGCUUGAUCAAAAAACAAGUCUUGUCCUAGAACUUGAUGGGCAUGUUAUGCAAUGUGUGCGUGAUCAGAAUGGAAACCAUGUAAUCCAGAAGUGCAUUGAGUGUGUACCAACAGAAAGAAUUGGUUUCAUCAUCUCUGCUUUUCGUGGUCAGGUUGCAACCCUUUCAACACAUCCAUAUGGAUGUCGGGUUAUUCAGAGGGUGCUGGAGCAUUGUACAGAUGAGAUGCAAAGCCAAUGCAUUAUUGAUGAGAUAUUGCAAUCCGCAUUUCUUCUUGCCCAAGAUCAGUAUGGCAAUUAUGUUACCCAGCAUGUUUUAGAGAAGGGAAAGCCCCAUGAAAGGAGCCUAAUCAUUAACAAAUUGGCUGGGCAAGUUGUUCAAAUGAGUCAACAUAAAUUUGCAUCUAAUGUAAUUGAAAAAUGUUUGGAAUAUGGUAAUGCUACAGAAAAAGAGCUUCUGAUUGAGGAAAUUGUGGGGCAAACAGAAGGAAAUGAUAAUUUACUGACAAUGAUGAAGGACCAGUUUGCAAACUAUGUGGUUCAGAAAAUUCUUGAAACGUGCUCUGAUAAACAGCGAGAAAGUAUACUUGAGCGCAUCAGAAUUCAUCUGCCAGCUUUGAAGAAGUACACCUAUGGGAAACAUAUAGUUGUUCGCGUUGAACAGCUGUCCGAUGAAGAAGGUCAUCAGGAGAUGUGAAAACGACAAGCAAUGGUUGCUGAUGGCUGGUGUGUUAGUUAGUUAACAUGGCACACAUUGAAUUGAAAACAUGCUGGUGAUGACAAUGAAGAGUCAAAAAUUCAUGGAAGCCCUUGGCUAUAUAUGAUAGAUGUUCUCAGUUGCACAGCAGGGCUUCUUUUGUUUAGGUCCUAGUUUAUUAUAACUGUAUAUCAUCGUAGAUAAAGAUAAAUGUGUUUGUUUCCAUCAUAUGUGCUGCUGAUAUAUAUUAUUAAAUCAUAUUUUAUAUAUAUAUAUAUAUAUAUUGUGUUGAGCAGUGAUCAUAACAACAUAUAUAUAUAUAUAUAUUAUAUACGUAUAGCAUAUCUGAAUUUGUUAGGUGCAAAUUGGGAGUCGACGCUUAUUUAUUUUAUGAAUAUUCAUGGCGCUUGGUGUUGCAAGGAAA